AUGGAGCAGAGGAAAUCCAGCUCGACCCCGUUGAUCCUGGCAGCUGGAGCCUCCAAUCUGGAGGUUGUUAAAAUGCUCCUCGAGGCCGGCUGUAGCUGCAACAAGCGUGACGAGACCCAACAGACCGUCCUACACAGGGCUGCGUCGCUGGAAAACUUGACUAUCGUAGAGGAGCUUCUCAAUCGUGGAGCCGAGAUCGAUGCUGUCCGAGACGACGGGGCUACAGCACUCAGUCUGGCUCUAGAAGCGGGGAAUCUCCAAGUAAUCUGGGCCCUGCUCAAACGGAACCCUGACCCGAACAUCUGUGCAAAACCACGAAAGUCACCACUUUAUCUGGCCUGUGAACUGGCGACUACUCCUGUUGUUUGGCGACUGGUUGAGCUGGGAGCUAUCCCCACUGUUGCUGGGGGUCCCUUCGGGACUCCAUUACAUCUGGCCGUGCUUCGGGGGGAGCUUGGUUGCAUCUCACUGCUCGCUCGCGAUGAUUCCCACGAUUGUAUGGUCCGCCCCUUCGGGACUCCGCUGCACACCCUGUAUGCCAUGGCGGGAUAUACACACAGGGAAAAUCUGAUCCAAACCUCCAAUCUUCUGUUGGACAAGGGUGCCAAUAUCGACCGUCAGGAUUAUUGGGGAAGAGCGCCGCUCAUACUCGCAUUGCUGCAAGACUGGAUCCCUAUCGACCACCUGCUGACUCGAGGCGCACGGCUGGACAUUCGGGACGGGAUCUCGGCCACUGCACUUCACUACGCGGCGCAGCUACGGCGGUUUGAAGAGGUCAAGCAGCUCCGUCUCAACGCGGCAAGCGUCGAGUGCGUGGACGAUGGCGGGCGAAAUCCGCUG
This is a messenger RNA of Aspergillus uvarum CBS 121591, 840 nucleotides long. RefSeq names its product ankyrin. The transcript has a single exon. The annotation marks the transcript as partial. The record is from RefSeq and is a predicted model, not a curated record. Lineage: Eukaryota; Fungi; Ascomycota; Eurotiomycetes; Eurotiales; Aspergillaceae. Gene Ontology annotation, molecular function: protein binding.